Molecule: messenger RNA, 3460 nt
Organism: Planococcus citri (citrus mealybug)
Lineage: Eukaryota; Metazoa; Arthropoda; Insecta; Hemiptera; Pseudococcidae
Exons: 3
Coding region: 314-3142 (942 amino acids)
Source: RefSeq, a predicted model, not a curated record
AGAUGACGGUGUUUCUACAUUUACUAGUUUCAAUUCUCAGCAACGCGAGGGAUGGCGAUAAGGGAAAAGUGCUAAUGCUCUUUGUAAAAUGUGCCAGUGCACCUGUUAGUCGGAGGUCGCAGCAUGACGUAAAUUUUUCAACCACUGACGGUAACACUGUCUCGGACAGGACACGAGGCGAGACGAAGAGGAAGAAUGAGAAACAGCCGGUUGGCGGGUGGUAUGGUGGUAGAUCGGGAUCGGCACCUGAGGUUGAAUAGCAUCAAAUCGUCAGCUCCAUUAUUUAUAAUACGAAGUGUACAGUUUUCCUUUCAUGAAGAUCAUGGAUUCGAGUUUAUCCGGACUGUACGAUAGUUACGAUAGUUAUCCAGAUGAGGAUGAUUUAAUGGGUGAAGAAGAUGAAGAUGAAUAUGAUGAUGAGUCCGAAAUGAUUGAUAAUGAAUACUCUAUGUUCUCUCCAGAUCCUGACAACGAAGUUUUAUCGUUUAUCUUUCCAGAAUAUACGGAAGAAAGUAUAAUCGUACCUACUCGCGCCGUCGAUUUGAAAGAAAUGGCAGCUAUGAACGUUGCGAUUGCGCUAUGGAAUCAUUUAGAUGUAGCUCAAGCUGUAUCAAUAGACAUAAAACGUUAUUCUCAAAGCAUCGGAUUCAGUUUAUACGAAAAAGUAAACCAGUGGUGGUCGCCAGACAAAUUACCAGUUCCUCCGUUAAUAUCCGAACAGAUCGGUAAAUACGUCAGUAAGAUGCGAAACGAGAUAGAUGAUUGGGUAAUGUAUCAUCAUCGAAAAGUGUUUUUCUACGCUAAGAGUAGCCAUUCCGUUUACUAUCAUAUUUACGACAUCAUUUGGUACCCCAACGGCACGAUAAAUUAUAAAGAAACGGCUAGAAAUCUGUUGAAAUCGAUGAGAAUAAGCGACGUUGAAAAGUGCCACCUAUUGUGUACUUAUUGUUUGAAAGACGAUAUCGAACGUAUGUCACCUCAGAUGUUUUCGAAUAACCUCUUGGAUAUGGUGGAAUUUGAACGUCAGCCUUUGAUUUAUUACUGGAAUUGUUUUUAUAGAAAGCAAUUGGACAAAAUACCUAUAGGUGCAGACGCUGUAAACCUAUCAGUUGAUCAGUUCAUGGUAAAAUGUCAUUACGUCGAUAAUUGGCCCGCGAAGGAGUAUUUUUUCGAUCGAUUGUCCUCAAACGACCAAGUUGAAAUGGCUAGUUGGUUGAUUGACAAGUAUGGCAUGAAGUAUCUGAAAUUAUUGCUCGUGAAAUUGGACGAAUCGCAACGACUUCAUCUGUAUAGUAUGGAGAAAUUGGAGAAAUCGGUGAAAAUUAUGAGCAUUUUCGCGUCUGCCAGAGUCUAUUACGAAGAUAUUCUUAAAACGUGGUCCGAAAUUCGUAAUCUGAUAACUCCAAGUCAAUUCGUGACAAUUUUCAAGACUUUAUUCCGUAUGUUGAAGUACGAUAUCGUUGUGAAAGAAAUUUGGACCAGCGCGAGGGAUGACCUUAAACAUCACCUCUUAAAUUCGUUCGAUCAGUACAAUAUACUUGAAAAAAUGUUGAAUGCGUGGAUAUCUGAUACCGAGAAUGACUCCUUCUUCAUCGUAAUGCAAGACGUGGAUAAGAACUUGAAAUUGAAUAUCACGAAGAAGGUUUUUUUUUUAGAAAGCUGCGAUACUUUGAUAUUCAGGGGUGAAUUGAAAUCACUCGAUCGUUUGUUGAAUUCGAGUUUCGAUGAUAUUCAAGAAUCAACUGAGUGCAAGCAGAAUCUCGCCAAAGAACGCUCUUUUCAUACUCACUGCAUUAAAUUGAUUGUCGAUGAAAAAUUACCAACCUUGGAGCUUCUGUUAAAUUCAUUUCUAGCAAAUCCCGAAGAAUCUGCUCAAUUCAAACGUGAUCUUGCCAAGAAGCCUUGUUUUAUGGAACGUUGCGAGAAAUUGAUGUUGGAAUACGAUUUUACAGCUCUAAAACGAUUACUGAACGUUUGUCUUCCUGAACCCGAAGAGAUGACGAAAUUUAAACAAGAACUCGCCCAGAGAAACUUUUUUACCAACUACUGCGUGAAUUUAAUUACCGAUGAUACCAAGUACCUUUUGCUCGAAGGAGUAUUGCGGUUUUUGUUUAUUCAACCCGAGGAUUCGAUACGUUUCAAAUACGAACUCACUACGAAAGAUUUUUUUCGUAAUCAUUGCGAAAAAUUGAUGCGCGAUGAUCAAUUACAAGUUCUGGAUGAUGUGUUGAAUUCGUGUUUACAAAAUGCCGAAGAUGUACUUAAAUUCAAACGAGAUCUUUUUACGAGUUCCAAGUUGAUGAGAUAUCGAUGUUUAAAUUAUUAUUCGAGCGGAAACUUGGCGCAGAUAAAUGAACUGGUAUCGCGGUUCCUGGCUCCGUAUUCUGAACUCAUUUACGAGUAUAAAAAAGACCUACUCACGUCAGUCAAUGGUCUCACCAGAUCAAUUCAGCUUUUUGACAUCAGACCGGAAGUAAUUCAUAGAAUUACCACAGAUGGAUUCCUUACCGCCGAAUGCGCGGCUGAACUAAAAAAGGAAAUAAUAUUCGCUUCUGGAGCCAUUAAAAUAAUGCAGUCGUGGAUACAAAAUGGUCGUGUGAAUCUUCUGAAACAAUCUAUCGAUCAGUUUCUCGAGUCGAACGAGGAUAAAAGAGCUUUAAAAAAGCUUCUAAUCAAUGAUCCUGUAGAACUUAUACGCGACUACUUUUUCAAGAAUAUUCAAUCAACGUGGCAAUCAUUAUUGCUUUGGUUAUUGGAAAACGAAAACUCGGUUCUAGAAUAUAAGCGAUCGAUGCCCGUGGAUAACAUUUUCGACGACUUGUUGAAAAAGUGCGUAUUUGAAAAAUACGAUACUCAGGUGAGAAUUUGCAGGUGUAGAUCCACUAUAGAUAUGGAACCUUUGGAUCGAUUUUUGGAGUGGUAUUUCGGAGAUCGACAUUCUAUAAGAGAAUAUAAAUUGCGGAGAAUCGACUCGUUCAAUAGCAUCGAUACUAUUGCAACGCUGCUAAGGAAAUCAGAUGCUUCGUACUUGAGAAGUGUUAUGAAUUGGUUCUUCGUAAACGAUCGUAUGGGUAUGGACGCAUUCCAGGCGAAAAACAGAGGUCGAAAAAUUCUCAGGUAUCUCUGCAAAGACAAAGAGUAAACAAAGACGAUCGAAUUUUUUUUUGUUGAGUUUGGAUAAUGUUAGAUUUUGUUGGUAUUACUUAGUACUGGUUCCUUUGUUGUGAUUUUUUUCGUGAUUUUUCUUCUUCUGUAUGUUAUGUUUAUCUACAUAGGUAUUUAUUUAUUAAGGCAGAUCCGUCGUUUUCGAAAUAUCUUGUUAUUCUAGCGAAUAAUUUGAUUUUGUUUUUAUUGAAAAUUUUAAGUGCGUAUAUUAUUUGUUAAUGUGAAUCAUAAUUUUUUAGCUGUUUUGUUCCUCUAAAAUUUAUUUAAAACCAAUAAAGCUAAAAUCAAACCAGUA